AUGCGCCUCACACUCCUUUCCCUCCUCGCCCUCCCUCUAACCCUCGCGACCGACUGGGCGGCCGCCUCGGCGUCUGCCCCUGACGGCGUGCUCCAGCUCAACACCGAGACGUUCAACGAGCUGACUGCGCCUGACCGCGAAUGGGGCGCGACCAUCGUCCUUACCGCCAUGCCAGCGGGAUUCAAGUGUGCGCCGUGUCACGACUUUGACCCGAUCUUCCGUACCGUCGCCCGUUCGUGGCGCCGGAAGAGCAAGGAUGUACGCGACAAGCACUUCUUCGCCGAGCUCGACUUUAGCGCCGGACAGGACGUGUUCCAGCGCCUCGGGCUCACCAGCGCUCCGACAGUCUACUAUUACCCGCCCGCCGCGGGUGAGAGGAAGGCGGCCAAGACGGCCGCUGUCAACUUUGACCUGAACCGCGCUGGCCUCUCCAUCCCGCCCCUCCACGCGUGGGUCAAGUCGACGACGCCAGAGUCCUUCGACAUCUACAUCAAAAAGUCGCCUAUCCCAUUCCUCAUCGCCCCCCUCGUCGUCGCCACUAUCCUGUACGCAGCCUACUCUGCGCGCGCGAUCCUCCUCCCAAUCAUGACCAGCCGUAUCAUCUGGGGCGUGGGUACGACCAUGCUCUGCAUCACCUUUACGAGUGGCUAUAUGUGGAACAAGAUUAAGAACGCGCCCUACGUCCAAAGCGGCGCCGGCGGUCGCAUCUCCUGGGUCGCUGGCGGAUACCAGAACCAGCUCGGCCUCGAGUCGCAGGUCGUCGGUGCGCUGUACGGCGUGCUUGCCCUCACCAUCGUCGUUCUCUCGGUCUUCAUCCCCGCCCAGAGCUCGCCCACCAAGCAGCGCGUCGGGACGUACCUGUGGCUCGCGCUUUUGGUCGUGCUCUUCUCCCUCCUUAUCCGGCUGUUCAAGCUCAAGAAUGGCGGAUAUCCGUUCGGGCUGUUCUAA
This is a messenger RNA of Cutaneotrichosporon cavernicola, 948 nucleotides long. RefSeq lists its product as uncharacterized. Gene Ontology annotation, cellular component: oligosaccharyltransferase complex. NCBI's taxonomy places the organism in Eukaryota, Fungi, Basidiomycota, Tremellomycetes, Trichosporonales, Trichosporonaceae. Bases 1 to 948 code for a protein of 315 amino acids. The record is from RefSeq and is a predicted model, not a curated record. The transcript has 3 exons.